Taeniopygia guttata (zebra finch) is the source of this 9680-nucleotide messenger RNA. Lineage: Eukaryota; Metazoa; Chordata; Aves; Passeriformes; Estrildidae. The record is from RefSeq and is a predicted model, not a curated record.
CUGUCCCGCCGCGGUUCGCGGCUCCCCGCGGAGGGGCCGACCCCCGGGGCAGGGCAGUGACGUUUUGCUGGUCCCGGCGAUUUAGGGACAAAUAAUUUUCCUCUCGGUGCUCGUUUUCCCCCCGGAGCACCGGGAUUUCCCGAGGGCUGCCCGCUCCAGGCUGGGGUCGCUCCCCGGGGCCGGUGUCGAGCGGGGCAGAGCCGUGAGCGGCCGCCGGGGCCGGGCUGGGGUCUGUCGGCGGAGAAACGCGAGCUCAGAAACAAUCCUGGAGUUUGGGACUUCCCGAGGAGAGGGAAUUCCUCCUGUGACUGAUUCCCGGUGUCCGUGUUGUCGGGGAAUCUGUUCCGAGGCCUUGGCACUCACUCCCGGUAGCGGGACGGAGCCUCCCCGGGAGUUGGGUUGGAUCCCGGUGCACCGGGAAUGCUGCGGGGCUUUCCUGCCUGUGAAAUGGGUACUUGUGACCAGGGAUCUCCGGGUUCCUAAAAGCCUUGCUGUGUCUAAAAGCCUGAAGUCGUGGAGCUGGAAAAUCCAAACUUCCAGCCAGGAUUCUUCGCCCUGAAUCUUUUUUUUUUUUUUUUGGGAAAUGGGAUUUUUAAGCUACUUAAAGGUGGUUUUGUGCUAAAGAAGCUUCUGGAGUGGAGCUGCUGUGGCCACCUGUGGAUGCAGUGUUGGAUGUGUCUGAAGGGGCACAGCUGGAUCCACAGCUGGAUCCAGGCAUCCCCCGGGUGUGCUUCAGCUGGGAGAACCUUGUCUGGUGUGGGCAGGAGCAUCCAAAUCCCACCAGGAUGGAAAAAGGAGCCCAAACCACUUAAAAAUUCAGGACUCUGCUCUUCCUGCUGCCGUAGUAUUGGUUGGUUCAGUUUUCUGUUGGAAUUUAUUACAUUUUCUGCUGGUGUUUGUGCUGAAUCUGUGCCACUCGGCGCUGGGACGUGGCUCUGCUCUCCGUGGGGGAGAUGCUGUGGCACUUCAGCUCUCAGAGUCCUGAGUCACACCCUAAACUCAUCCCUGAAAAUGGAUUGUCCUUGCGGGAGGAGCGCUGGGUUGAAAUAUUCUGGGGAGGAAACGCGCGGAAUUGGCGCUGGAGCUGCCGUGGCCUGGAUUGCAGAGGGGACACUUGGAAUAUCCCCCGGGAUACGGGCAAGGACAGCACGUGCCAGGCCCAGCUCUUGCACAGAACCAGGCUCAGGCUGGAAAUAGGCACGGCCUGCUUCAAGGAGAACUUGGCUCAAAGGGAAUUUCUGUGGUGCAGACGCUGAGAGAGCUGAGUUUGUUGUCAGUGCUUCAUGAGAGAAUCCUGUGAUUUUUGGAGCAGUUAAUAACCAGGAGGGAUAAUGAUGGUGGGACAGAGCCUGGAUUUGAUGGAGCUGCUGUGUUUGUGUUGGAGACUUAUUGGGCUUUUCUCUGUCUCUGGUGGGUUCUUCAGCCCAAAGUUCAGGAUGACCUGGGUGUCCCAGUGCCCAGCUGUGUCUGGAGCACUGGGAAGCAGCUGGAGCUCUGGAAAAAACAGGAUGAAGCUGUUAAUUGAACCACUGAAACUUUACAAAAAUGGGAUGAUUUCCAUAACUGUUGCUUCACUCCAACUCCUGAGCACCAGCGUGGUUUUAGGAUCCCCUUUUCCUUGCUGGAGCAGCUCCUUUGUGGGGUUUAUGUGCUGUCCUUUUGGAUUGUGCUAAAACUCUGCCAGAGAUUCCAGAGCCUGCAGUUCUCAGAAUCUUGGAGAGCUGUUCCUACCAAGCAUGAGGUGCAGCCACAGAGCCACGUCCAGCACUGCCACAGCUGCCUGUGCCCUCUGAUCCCCAAUAUCCCUGUUUUUCCCUGUCAGACUGGCUUCCUUCUGCACUCACAGCACCCCUCCUUGGGGCUGAGGGGCUCCAGGGGUGUCCUGCACCAUCACUUGUAUCAGGAAUAACUGAUUUUUUGUGGAUGAUGAUGAGGAGCUGGGCUGAUUCCCUGGCAGAGGCAGGAGCUGCAGGGUGUGUGUCCCACCCAGCACUUCCAGAUGGAGCUUAGUGACAAGGCACAGGUGUCAGGUCAGGACGGGUGCCGCUAAUCCCAGCGUUAGGUAACCUGCUGGGCCAGCACAGGGAUGUGGGAUGGGAUGGGGGCAGCCCCCACUCUUCUGGGGAGCAGGAGGAAGCCAAAAACCUCCCUCUGGAGCAUCAGGGCAUGCUCAGAGCUCAUGGAGAAGCUCAUUUUUCUCAUUGUUACCCCGACAGAGCUCAGGUUGGAGCUGCUCCCGCAUCCCACGUGCAGGUCCCAGCAUGGCCUUUCCCCUGCUUAGCCCUGAGUGCUGCCAAAUUUCAGGGUUUUGGAGGAAUUUGGGGUUUAGGUGUUUGUUAUGUGCUGGUUUGCCACUUUGCUGCGGGUCCCCGAUGGCGUGUGGGUCUGGCAGGAUUAGAUUUCCCAUGGAUUUAGGCACCUCCUGCCUCACCUGUGGCUCCCUGAGGGUCUGGCUUGGUGUCCCCUGUGUCCCUGUGGGGAAGGGAUGUGGCAGAGGGGCUGGGCCAGGAGCAGAGCCCUGGGAGUGGAGUCCUGGCUCCCAGCUUGGUUCCUGUCCUCAGCAAAACAUCACGUGGCAGAUCCGGGGGAGAGACGUCAGAGUUUGAUGCUCCUAAAAUAUUUCUGGAAGUAUCUUUAUAAACAAAGUGGAGCCACCAGUCAGGCCGACCUUGGGUCAGGAUUUGGCCCUAACAAAGAGAAUUAUUUCCUCUUUCUGCAGCAUGUUCAGCACAAAUGAAAUCUAACAAAUUAAUGGAAUUAAAGCCCCAUAAAUUCCAGUCUGGGACUUUAAAUUGAUCCAGUUUGCUGCUCCACAAUUGGUUCUGGUGAACUGCUUCAAGUCAGCGUUCCCAAUGGUUGAUUUCCCCCAGGAUGGAGCCGAGAGACACUGAGCUCUUGGACCUUGUGUCUUGAAUUCCUCCCUCAGUUUCCUGACUUCUCUGAUGGUGUUGUGGCAGGGAGUGCAGUCCUGCCUGCGGAGGGCUGGGAUGCUCCACGUGCUCCUGGCGAGUCCCUUCCCAAACCUGGCAUGCAACCAUUGGAGUUUCCCUGGGAGAGGCCAUAGGCAGCAAGAGAGAGGAGGCUCCAGGGGGGUUUUAUGACUUUCCCCUUAUUUUGGAUGGACAUUUGGUGUGAAAAGUCUGAAUUCCCGUUAGGAAGGAUUUGCAGGUUGCCAGGAUGGACUAAACCCAGCUUUGCUCCAUUCCCAAAGGUGGAACUGGGCAGAUUCCUGCUGCCUGGAAGGCUGAAGGUUGGUGUCAGCAUUGGGUGGAUCCGUGGGCACUUUGGAAUGGGGCUCUCACUGGGUUCCCACGGGCGUGUGGCCAUGGAAUGCUGUUUGCAUGAAGCUCCAGCUCCUUCUGGUCCCAGCGAGCUGCAGCCCCAGCACCAGGAGCGUUGCUGUGCUCAGUGUGGGGGAUAUUUGUAAAACAUUUGCUGAUGUGUCCUGCAAAGAACUGUUGGGAUCACAGGAACAACGGGGCUUAGUCCUAAAUACAUGUUUUCCACAUAUUUCUGGUUGGAAUGUGCCAGGAACGCUCGCUUUGGAUUACAUCCAGCUGUGCUGCACCCCCAUGCGCUCCCGGGGGCUUUGGGGUGUGCUCAGCGCCUGCUGCAUUGCUGGGGGAUGGAUCUGCAGUUGUGGAUCUCCUGGGGCUUGGAUUUCCUCCCUGGGCUCAUAUUUCCCACCUGUUCUGGAAGGAGGGAAGAGGAGAGAGCAUUUCCCUUCCACAGGGAAAGGAAAUAAUCGAUAACUCUGGGGUGGGGACAUUUCUCCGUCCGAUCCCUCAACAAAUCUCCAACAAUCCGUCAGUGCCUCGUUGGACCCCGAGUUUUCCAUCUGUGUUUUCCCUGGCAUUUUUGUGCACGCGGGAGUUUGGAAUGCCGUGGAUGAGGGGGUGGGAUGUGCUGCUUGUUCCCUCCCCACACCUCCGCCGCGCGUGCUGAGUUUUCAUUUUCGUUGGAAUUCCACACCCACCUGAAGGAAGCUGUUCCCGUUAUCGCAGCCAGUCUCAUCCUGGAGCUGCUCCUUGCUCCGGCAACUCUUGCCAGGGAUUAGAGGAUCCAAAUGUGUGGCUCCUAAUUAGGGAUGUUCCCUAAAUUGGUGGAGUAAGAGCAGGAAUCGCUGCCAAAUCCUGCUCCCGGAAUGCGCCGGGCUCUGGCAUCGCUUCUUCCGACGGAGCUUUUCUGGGAGGAGGAACUUAACAACUCGAUUGUGGGAAUGGUGUUUCUCCAGCAAAGCCAAGAGAUUCCAGGUUAAAGUCUGGAUGCUGGUGUGGAGUUGUGCUGUUAGGGAAUUUCACCCACCUUUAAGGAAAAUCUUGAAAAAAAAUAUUUCAAGGCACCAAGGGGGUUUUGCCCCUUUUUAGGGAUAAUCCUGAAAAAGAGACUUUAUUUUUCGGACAUCAGGAAAACAACCAGAUUGAUGCCGAGGAGCCGAUCCGGUGCCGCUGACUCCGUCUGGCCUCGGCUAUGGACAUCGUCCUGUCGGAUUUUGUUCGCUCGACGGGGGCAGAGCCGGGGCUGGCCAGAGACCUCCUUGAAGGCAAGAACUGGGACCUGAGCGCGGCGCUGAGCGACUUCGAGCAGCUCCGGCAGGUGCACGCCGGGAACCUCCCGCCUUCCUUCAACGAGGGCCGCGGGGCCCGGCCCCCGGAGCGGGAGGUGGCGCGGCCGGCGCGGCCCCCGCUGCAGCGCCAGGAUGACAUCGUGCAAGAGAAGCGCCUGUCCCGUGGCAUUUCCCACGCCAGCUCCACCAUCGUGUCCCUGGCCCGUUCCCAUGUCUCCAGCAACGGCAGCAGCAGUGAGCACCUGCUGGAGAUGCCCAUCUGCACCUUCCAGCUGCCCGACCUCACCGUGUACCCCGAGGACUUCCGCAGCUUCAUCGAGCGGGAUCUUAUCGAGCAGUCCAUGCUGGUAGCACUGGAGCAGGCUGGGCGUCUCAACUGGUGGGUGACGGUGGAUCCCAGCUGCCAGCGCCUGCUGCCCCUGGCCACCACUGGCGACGGGAAUUGCUUGCUCCACGCCGCCUCCCUGGGUAUGUGGGGCUUCCAUGACCGGGAUCUCAUGCUCAGGAAAUCCCUCUACACGCUGAUGGAGAAGGGAGCGGAGCGGGAGGCGCUGAGGCGGAGAUGGCGCUGGCAGCAGACGCAGCAGAACAAGGAGUCUGGCCUGGUUUACACGGAGGAGGAGUGGCAGAAGGAGUGGAACGAGCUGAUCAAGCUGGCGUCCAGCGAGCCCCGCGUGCACUACAGCACCAACGGCGGCAGCUGCGGCGGGGUGGAGAGUUCAGAGGAGCCGGUGUACGAGAGCCUGGAGGAGUUCCAUGUCUUUGUCCUGGCCCACGUGCUGAAGAGACCCAUCGUGGUGGUGGCAGACACGAUGCUGCGGGACUCGGGCGGCGAAGCCUUUGCCCCAAUUCCCUUUGGAGGGAUCUAUCUUCCCCUGGAAGUCCCAGCCAACAAAUGCCACCGGUCUCCACUGGUUUUGGCUUAUGACCAAGCCCAUUUUUCUGCCCUGGUCUCCAUGGAGCAGAAGGAAAACACAAAAGAUCAAGCUGUGAUCCCCCUGACAGACUCUGAGCACAAGCUGCUCCCCGUGCACUUCGCCGUGGAUCCCGGGAAGGAGUGGCAGUGGGGGAAGGACGACAGUGACAACGUCAAGCUGGCCAGCGUGACGCUGUCACUGGAAGCCAAACUGCACCUGCUGCACAGCUACAUGAAUGUCAGAUGGAUCACGUUGCCUUGUGACAUGCAGGCGCCUCUGGCCCAGCCAGAAUCCCCCACGGCCUCCGCGGGCGAUGACGCUCGCUCGGCAGCGGAGUCGGGCGAGUCGGACAAGGAGUCAGUGUGCAGCAGCUCUGCCAGCAACGGGGGCACCAGGGCGGGCAAGGACAGGGAGAAACCAAAGAAAGAGCGGGAAAAGGAGAAGGAAAAGGAUAAAAAACGAGCAGACUCGGUGGCCAACAAGCUGGGGAGCUUCGGGAAGACUCUGGGCAGCAAACUAAAAAAGAACAUGGGGGGCCUGAUGCACAGCAAAGCCGUGAAGGGCGGCGUGAGCAACGGGCAGGGAGACACCCUGGAGAAGAAGAAGAAAGGAUCCCUGAAGGCACAGAAAGACAGCAAAGAGGAAUGUUCCCUGGGAGACCUGGCUCCUGCAGAGAAGCUGUGCACAGGUAAAGCAGCCCCGGAGAAGCCGUCGGAUCCCCACAAGUACAGCAGCGACGUGCGGCUGAGCCUGAGCAUCCUGCGCGCCGCCAUGCAGGGCGAGCGCAAGUUCAUCUUCGCCAGCCACCUCAAGACCAGCACCCGGCACCAGUUCCAGGAGGAGAUGAUCCAGAGGUACCUCCUGGAUGCUGAGGAGCGUUUCCUGGCGGAGCAGAGGCAGAAGGAGGCCGAGAAGAAAGCGCUGGGCAGCGCUGCCCCGGCCAAGAGGCCGGAGGGGGAGGUGGGCGCCCAGCGGAGCGAGGAGGCGAUGCCAAGCCCCGUGUUCUGCCAGCCACCCCCCACCUACCCCCCUCAGCCCCUGGAGCCGGCCGUGGGUGCUAAAACAGCUGCUUUUCCAGCUGGCUAUUCUGGCGUUUUCACCUUCCCCAGGCCCUCCAUGGGCAGCGCUGAGGGGCUGCACCCGCCCGCGUGCCCCGAGGGCCGGCGGCAGCUGGCGGGGGGCCCCUGUGGGAGCCUCCCCCCCUACGCCACCCUGCCCCGGCACCACCAGGGCCGGCUCGGGCCCUGCGCCCCCGGCCCUGCCCAGCUGGGCCGGUUCUCCCCCACGGACACGGACACCCAGGCUCCCUUCCCUUCGCAGUGCGAGGGCUCCGGCUGCCUCCCCCCGCACAGCAACGGCUGCCAGGAGCUCCUCGAGCAGGACAAGGGAGGAACAGUGGAUAAAAUGAGAAGCCAAGCCCUCUACAACAUCCAGCAGACCAAGUGCAAACAGCCCAACUGCAGCUUUUACGGACACCCGGAGACGGGGAAUUUCUGUUCCUGCUGUUACAAGGAAGAGCUGCGGCGCAGGGAGAGGGAGGCUCUGGUGCACAGGUUUUGAUGCUCCCCGUGUGGAUCCGGACCCCUGGCACGUGGGGAAUGCAAUAACGGAGAUCCGUUUUGGUUUUACACCCACCCACGCUCCUCUCCCACUCUGCAGGAGGUGGGAGCAGGCGUUGGGCCUGCUGGGGUGGGCUGGGAGUGGCACGGGGCUGGUGGGAUCGAGAGAGGGGGGAAAGCAGCCCCUGCUUUCCUGGAGCCCCUGCAGAGGAGCAGAAGGAUUCCCAGGGGUGCCUGGGGACAGUGGGGGCUGCUCGGGUUGGAGCACAGGGUGAGGGGGGAGAAUUCCUCAAAAACUCAAUAAACCAGACCAAAGCUUUGGGAGCGGGCAGGGGGAGCAGCUCCCGCCAGGUCCUUCCCGCUUCCCGACCACCUGGGACGGAGCAAAAAUGCCCCAUUUUGAGCGUCACAAACCUUUUAAUGGAGUUUUUUAACACUGGUUUUAUUCUGUAUUUCUUCUUGCUGGUACUGAGCGACACCGUGUUGGAGUUGGACAUUGAUGAGGCGAGGUGGGUUGGACACCCCCCACUCAGUCCUGGAUGAGUCCGAGCACCAGGACAGGCUCAGGGCUCUGUCCCCUCCUCUCCUCCCUCUCAGAGCUGAACUCUGGUUUUAAAAUGUUGUUUCUAAACUCUUCCUGAGGCGGGGGAGCCAGGGGGACUCCCAGAGCUCAAGGGAUUGGAGGUUUCUCUUCCCACACAGAACCCCAGCCCACAGGAGAGCCGAGGCGAGAUCCUGGCUCAGCAUCUCCUGCCAGGAAUUCCCAGUGGCCUGGGGCAAAAACCCCAGGAAUUCCCACUGGAAAGGGGUCCCAAAGCACCCCCAGGCCCGGGGUGGAGCCAGGGGGUCACAGCCCCACGUAACUCCUACUUGAGCACAGCUACUCUGUACUACCUCUGAUCCUGAUUAACUCGGCUCCGUUGUGCUGAGCCACCAACUGACCUUUAGGCUGCGGAAUUAAUCCAUAUUUUUGAUAACAGGGCUAAAAAGCAGAACAAUAAGGUAAAAUCCUCCCGUGACUAACGUCCCACGCCGUUCCUGACCCCAUCCCGGCCCCCUGGCUCCCAGGGUGGGAUUCACUUUAGCACUGCGAUGUUUGCACAGAAUUCCUUGGGGGUUUUUUGGUAACUGCAGCUCCCAAACCGGGCCUGAUCCUGCACGCAGCGAGGUGCAGCAUUUCCUAUCACACGGAAAUAAAACAGGAGUUGUAUCCUUCAGCCAGAGCUUUACAACAUUCCCUCGUUUCUAUUUUUGGGUUGAUUUUUUCCAAAAGGCAUCAAACUAUGCAACCCCUUCCUGCCCAUGGCCGUUUCCAGGAGAAGGGACGAGGCAGAGGAGCUGGAAGUGAGCUCGGGGACUCACACUUGGCCCAAAAAAUGUUAAUUUAGUUAACUUAGACCUAAAACCCCCUGAGUUAAGGCCUUUCCUACACAUAAAUGCUCCCAAAUAAGGCCUUUCCUAGCGGGAUCCCAACACUUCGAGUCCAGCCAGCAACGCUCCUUGUCCGCAGAUUUCCAAAUCCAAAUUUCAGAGACACCCCAGGGAUGGUUUGAUUCCAGUGUAAACUGAUUUCCCUGGUUUUAUAAAACCCCCGAGCGUGGCUGAAGCUGUGGGAAGGGGAAGGUGCGGCACCCACUCCAGCUGGCUCCUCUUGCCUCAGAACUAAUUCCAGGUUUCUCCCUGAACUGCAGGAAUUCCGAUGGACUUUAACCCUGGGGCAGGGGCAUGCAGGGCCGGUUAAGCAGCACAGGCUCUGCCCCUACUUGGUUCACCCUGAAAUUUAAGCUGAGAUGGUUAAAACCCAACCCAAUCCCUUCACUAUUUACAGGCACUUGGUUUAAAUUCCACUUUCUGAUGUUUGUUUUCCCCCAAAUCGGAGCAGCAGCUUUAUUUUGGCGUUGGGGAAUAUCCUCUGGCUGUGCCGGGAGCACCGGGAGCAGGGACGGCACGGGAGGGCAGGGGGGAGGUGAUGCUUCAUCAUCCUCGUUUUGGGGCAAUUUCUCUCCUCUUUGUUAUCUCCACCCCAGUGGAUGCUGGACUUGGGUGAGGAUGGGAAGCCCCCAGAGCUGCUCGCUGGUGUUGUGGGAGGAGAGAGAAGGAGAAGGUAGAAAACCUGUAGGAAAAGCACCAGUCCUGGAGGGAAAACUCCAAAACUGGAGGAGAAGCACCAAACCUGCCCCCAGGAGGGAUUUUUCCAUGGGGACAAGGACGGGGAGAUCGUGGUGUGACCCCAAGGUCAAACUAAGUGCACUUACUGGUGUGGUUGGAAUUCAAAUUGCUGCCAUCGGAUCCUGGUGGAGGAAAACUUUGUCUUUCAGCGUGUGUAAAACCCGUUCAUGAGAUUUGAUUUGAUUUUAUUAAAUGAGAUUCACCUUCGCCAUUCCCUGGCCCCUCAGCGGAGGAGGCCGGGGCAGCUUUGGGUCUCACUAACGCGACACCGAGUGACCUGAAUUAAUUCUGCAGUGGUUUAUUCAUGAAAAACCCUUUUUUUAAUAAUUAUUAUUAUUAUUAAUUCCAGAUUAAUUGGUGAUAUUUGGCCUCCUGGUGAACAGGGCCAGAGCGUUGCACUUGGGCUGUACCUGUGGCCUCGUUGUGGCACCACAGACUCAUUGACAAUAAAAACCUUCAGCUGAUGCA